CUCAUGGUAAAUUGAAUCACGAUAAAACAUGGCAGACGAUCAAAGUUCCUUAAAUGAAGGCAAGAAGAGCAGAUUCAGAAAAGAAAAACCCUGGGAUCAUGAAGGUAUAGAUCAUUGGAAGAUUGAAAAAUUUACAGAGGAGGACAAUAAGCAUUUACUUCUUGAAGAAAGUUCUUUUGCGACUUUGUUCCCAAAGUACAGAGAAAAAUAUUUACGUGAAGUAUGGCCACUUGUGGAGGCUAAAUUAAAGGAAUCGGGCAUAAAAUGUCAGUUAGAUGUUAUCGAGGGAAGCAUGAGUGUCUACACGACACGAAAAACCUGGGAUCCAUUUAUAAUCAUAAAAGCUCGCGACAUGAUAAAGUUAAUGGCGAGGAGUGUUCCUUAUGAACAGGCUAUCAGAGUUUUACAUGACGACGUGUCAUGUGACAUUAUCAAGAUUGGAUCUCUCGUUCGUAAUAAAGAAAGAUUUGUGAAACGUCGACAAAGACUCAUUGGACCUAAUGGUGCGACAUUGAAGGCUUUAGAGCUUCUUACUGAAUGUUACAUUAUGGUACAAGGUAACACGGUUGCUGUCCUGGGUUCAUACAAAGGAUUAAAAUCGGCUCGAAAAGUUAUUGAAGAUACGAUGAGAAAUGUUCAUCCAAUCUACAACAUAAAGACGUUAAUGAUUAAAAGGGAGUUAGCGAAAGAUCCAGCUUUAAGGAAUGAAUCUUGGGAUAGAUUUCUACCCAAGUUCAAGAAAAACACGAUGCAACAUCGAAAGAAACCAAAGAAAAUGAAGAAAGUUUACACGCCGUUUCCACCACCGCAGACAGAAAGCAAGAUUGACAAACAGCUUGCCAACGGGGAAUAUUUUCUGAAAGAAAAAGAAAAAAGAGUUAAAUCGAGCGAAGAAAAGAAGCAAAAACAAACAGCAGCCGAAAGUCUUCGUAAAGAACGUCGAGACAAGAUGUUUCAACCACCGGAAAUGAAGAAAAUGGGCGACAAAGCCAAAACAGUUUUCAACAACGACGUUGAUGUCGAAGCUGUAAUAAAGAAAAUUCGAAACUCUCAGAAACGAAAGGCCUCUUAAUGAAAAAGAAACGAAGAAGAAGAAAGAAAGGAGAAAGAGAAAGACUGUUAACAUUUUUCAGGAAAAUUCGACCGCAGAACUCAGUCCUUCAUUCCUUUGACAAUGGGUUAAUGUCGAAAUUACACAUCGUACUGAAGCACCAUUACUUACGUAGCAGAUUGGCUACCAUUGUUUUCACACAAGUUCAGAUUGGGUACAAUUUUUUUAAUUGUUUUAACAAAAAUUAAGCCAAUCUGCGAUGCGUUUGAGCACAUUAUAAAUAUGCUGUUAAUAUGUUCAAAACCAGUUUCGUCACUUUUUUUAGUGUUUUCCGCAUAGUUUUUGCUCAAAAGCCUCCGCUUAUCGUUUUUAGAAACUGUAGAAAACAUUGCUAUUAUCUGAUUAUUUUAAAACCGGCUUUAAAUUAUGCUCGACUUUGGCUAGACCUUUUCUCUUAAGCUCGAUACAUUUGGCACUAAGAACUUUGUUGGCUUUGUAAAUGUUACAUCACUUUUGACGUCAGUGGCACGUGUUAAAAUAAGUGUCUAUUCAAAACAAUCUGAAACUAAUGCAUGUUGCAUUUGCUGUACGCAUAAGUGUAAGAAAUAAGAAAUCAUCAACCACACGUGUGAUUUUUAAAGGUACUGCUGGCGAUUCAUUAACCAGGCAUAGAAGAUCUGAAUUUUCAACAAAAGACUCUGAUAGCGAUGCAUCGUCAUUAAGUUGUGCACGGAUAUGCAAAGGUGCUUGGUGAUACACAAAGUGCCAUUUAUCAAAUUUAAAUGGAAUACAUCAUCAUGUUGCACAUAAAUUGUUAUGGUGACGGCAGGGGCGGAUUUACAUAUAGGCAAAAUAAACUACUUCACCGCAUCGAUUGGCUGAUUUUUAUUCUUUAGAGUUUUAUUACUAAAGUCCUUGGGAUUAAAGUGUUUUAAAUUUAAAAUUAGCGGUGAUGAUUUAUUUAUUCGCUACUGGGUGACGUUGUCCACUUGUACACAUGGAAAGGGUAUUACUAUUCCUUGAAAACCACAUCUAUGAAAAUCAAAUCAUUUCGAUAAAUAUGUACAAUGAACACUUUGUUUAUGCUGUAUUUAUAAAGAAAAUAUUCAAUUUCCUGACUUUAAAAA
Xenia sp. Carnegie-2017 is the source of this 2178-nucleotide messenger RNA. Its product is annotated as KRR1 small subunit processome component homolog. Gene Ontology annotation, cellular component: small-subunit processome; nucleolus. Bases 29 to 1072 code for a protein of 347 amino acids. Lineage: Eukaryota; Metazoa; Cnidaria; Anthozoa; Malacalcyonacea; Xeniidae. The record is from RefSeq and is a predicted model, not a curated record. The transcript is spliced from 11 exons. Gene Ontology annotation, molecular function: RNA binding.